Molecule: messenger RNA, 1746 nt
Organism: Vigna unguiculata (cowpea)
Lineage: Eukaryota; Viridiplantae; Streptophyta; Magnoliopsida; Fabales; Fabaceae
Product: putative inactive receptor kinase At2g26730
Biological process (GO): protein phosphorylation
Molecular function (GO): protein kinase activity; protein binding; ATP binding
Source: RefSeq, a predicted model, not a curated record
AUGAGUGUGAAACCCAUCUGGGUAUUCUUCAAUUCCAUCUUUUUGUUUCUUCUACUGGCCAAUUCAGAAGAAGAAGACACGAUCAAGGCCCUGGUCACAUUCAUGGAUAAAUUGGCACCAGGGUAUGUAAAAGACCCUUCGUGGGGUUGGAACCUUUCAUCAGAUCCCUGCAUUGAUAAGUGGCACGGUGUGAAGUGCCAUUCAGAUAACAAAUACGUUAUGAGUGUGAUUCUUGAGAACUUCAAUUUUGGUGGAGGUUUAGACGCCGGUUCUAUUUGCAUUGCGAAGUCUCUUCAAAUACUUAGCAUAAAGGACAACAAUUUACGUGAUUCGAUACCGGAGGAUAUAGGAAACUGCAAGUCAUUGACUCACUUGUUUUUAAGUGGGAACCAAUUCUCUGGAGAUCUUCCUAUUUCUAUUGUCAAUCUUAGGAACUUGAUACGGCUUCAUAUUUCGGACAACCACUUAACUGGAGAGCUUCCCAACAUGGUUCAUGUUUCAAGUUUGAAAUCCUUCGUUGCUCAAAACAACAACUUCACUGGGGAGAUUCCUCGUUUUGACUUCUCCAACCUUGAAGAGUUUAAUGUCUCCAAUAACAACUUACAUGGUUCAGUUCCUGAUGUCAGAGGUUACUUAGUCCUUGGUUUGAUUACGCUGAUUUUCUUGACCUAUAAACUGUUAUGUAAGUUGAAGACCAAAGAAAAAGAGUUGGAUGUCGAAAAGAAGGAAAAGGCAGAAGAAAGUGUUGGUGUUGUUGGCAUGGCUAGUGAAAUAUCCCAUUCCAAUGGAUCAAAGAAGGGCGUUGGAAUCAGAUCGGAGUAUUCAUUGACAUCUUUGGAAAGUGGGAUGACAACAUCAGGUCUUGUUCUUCUUUCUAGUCGAACCCUUCGAGGAUUGCAAUUUGAGGACUUGCUUGGUGCUCCUGCUGAAUUGAUUCGGAGGGGAAAGCACGGAAGCCUCUACAAGGUUAUGCUCGAUAAUGGGGUGCAGUUGGCAGUGAAGAGGAUUAAGGAUUGGGGAAUUUCUAAGCAAGAUUUUCAGACAAGGAUGAAUAUGAUAGCCCAAGCCAAGCAUCCACGCGUAUUGCCACCUGUUGCAUACUAUUGUUCUCAGCAAGAGAAGCUCUUAGCAUAUCAAUAUAUGCAGAAUGGUAGUCUCUUCAUGUUGCUCUAUGCUGGAUCUGAAAGUGGCCAGUCGUUUGACUGGGGAAGAAGACUAAAUGUUGCGGCUAAGAUAGUUGAGGCUUUGACAUAUAUGCAUGAGGAGUUUCUGGAGAAUGGAAUAGCACAUGGUAACUUAAAGUCAAAUAACAUUUUGUUUGACAAGAAUAUGGAUCCAUGCAUAAGCGAAUAUGGCCUAAUGAUGGCAGAAAAUUAUGAUGAAUUUGUCAUUUCACACAACAAAGGCCUCAAAAGCAAAGAUCUAAUUGCAGCCAGGUUCAAAGCUGAUGUAUAUGCCUUGGGUAUGAUACUUCUGGAGCUGCUGACAGGGAAAGUGAUUAAAAAUGACGGAUUUGAUCUAGUUAAAUGGGUGAAUACAGUGGUCAGAGAGGAAUGGACCGUCGAAGUUUUUGACAAGUCCCUAGUCUUACAGGGUGCUUCGGAAGAGAGAAUGAUGAAUUUGUUGCAGGUAGCAUUAAAAUGCUUAAAUCCUUCUCCAAAUGACAGGCCAAGCAUGAGCCAAGUUGCAGUGAUGACAAAUGCUUUGGUAGAGGAGGAAGAAAAAUCCAUAUCCUUUGACACAUGA